AUGGCCAUCAAGGACGACGCCGUCUGGUCGAUUGCUGUCAUGUGGGUCAUGACCGUCAUCGUCUUGGCCUUCACGGUGCUUCGAGUGUACACUCGUGCCUUUGUCGUCAAGUCUUUCGGCGGUGAUGAUUGGGUCUACGUCUUUGCAUUCUUUUGUUUUCUUAUGUACGCAACCUUUGUCAGUGUCGCCGGGGUACAUGGAUACGGCCAGGACAUGAUCAUUGUCCAAGAGAAACCAGAUGAGAUGAAGAAGGCUAUCAUAUAUCUGGCCGUGGGACAGACAUUCGCCAUGGUCGGCAUGACGGUCGCCAAGUGGUCUCUUGGGCUUUUCCUCCUCCGCCUGGUCGAGUCUGCCUGGCACAAAACCUCGAUCUGGAUGACACUCGUCCUCCUGGCCAUCGCCUCGCUCCUCUCCACCUUCGUUUUCUGGUUUCAAUGCUCACCACCCCGUGCCAUGUGGGAUCGAACGCUGCCCGCCACCUGUGCCUUUGCAGAUCUCUUCUUUGCGCUAGUACCCUGGUGGUUCAUGUGGAAUCUGCAAAUGAAUAAACGCGAGAAGCUCAUCAUUCUCUUCAGCCUCAGUCUCGGCGUCAUUGCCGCCGCGUUCGGUUUCAAACGCUGCACCGAGAUUUACAAGCUCGUCGGGCAGAACUUCCUAAAGGACGUGGUAUCAAUCAUCAUCUGGGCCGCCGCCGAAAUCGCCGUCACGAUGGUCUGCAUAGGCAUCCCCAUCUGCCGACCACUCUACAAAGACUACCUGAGCCGCCUUAGUUCCCGAGACACGAGCAAAUACAAAGGUCUUUCGGGGGAGCGAAGAGGAGGGGGAGGCAAGGGGGGAGCGACCGCCAGUGGGGGAUCUGUGCCCCUGCGCACCAUCGGGGGCAGCGUGAGCGCCAAGCGAGCCGACUCAGGGCUGGCAGGAGGCACAACUACCACUGUGUCGAAGGUCUUUUACAUUGGGGAGGGAGGCAGUGACGAGGAGAUUCUGGAUCCCGCGUACAGGCCUGGGAAAUACAGUCCGCCAAACCCUGAGAGAGCUAUUAGGGUCACGGAGGAAUACGAGGUUACCACGAGCAAGGUAUAA
Clonostachys rhizophaga is the source of this 1083-nucleotide messenger RNA. The record is from the annotation of a GenBank genome assembly. NCBI's taxonomy places the organism in Eukaryota, Fungi, Ascomycota, Sordariomycetes, Hypocreales, Bionectriaceae.